This is a messenger RNA of Frieseomelitta varia, 570 nucleotides long. RefSeq names its product U7 snRNA-associated Sm-like protein LSm10. Gene Ontology annotation, cellular component: nuclear body; cytoplasmic U snRNP body. The transcript is spliced from 3 exons. Gene Ontology annotation, molecular function: histone pre-mRNA DCP binding; U7 snRNA binding. The record is from RefSeq and is a predicted model, not a curated record. Gene Ontology annotation, biological process: mRNA 3'-end processing by stem-loop binding and cleavage. Lineage: Eukaryota; Metazoa; Arthropoda; Insecta; Hymenoptera; Apidae. The coding region runs from base 85 to 525 and encodes 146 amino acids.
GCUACACUUGUAUGAAUAUUAUUUGCAACACGUGCGCUUAAUAAAUAUUUGUCAAUAUUAUUAUGUUUGUAUUUGCAUGGCAUUAUGACUCUUGAUUCGAAAGAAGAACGAUAUUUUUAUUACAAUAGUUUAGCCAUUUUAUUAAAAGCUGUCGAAAAUGAACGCACGACAAUAGAUCUUCGAAAUGAAGCCUCAGUUUACGGAACUGUAGAACAUGCAGACGCUUACAUGAAUGUUGUAAUGAGAAAUUGCGUCUUCACAGAUCCUAGAGGGGAUUCAUACAGUUACACUAUGUUCUUUGUGCAAGCAAGAAAUAUUCGAUUCGUUCAUAUUCCACCAAAAAUACGUAUUAUACCAGCUAUCAAGGAACAAUUGCAACGUUUGGUAGGGCACAAGAGAGAUUUAACACAUACUAAACGUACAUUUAAAACAAAACGUGCAGAGCAAAAGCAACAAGAGGGACGAGCAGCAGUGGAGGAAAUUUUAGAGAAUAGAAAAAAGAGAGACCAAAAAUUGAAUGAUUAAAACAAAACUGAUUUAAAAGUAAUAAAUCACAGAUUGAUCAUUUUA